GCAAGUCAGAGGUCAAUUUCGACGAAUCGCUAUCCUUUAGCUUCUCAGUCGUUUGUUUCAGAACAAGACAUACAUCCUUUUCCUCGUAACUUUGCCGUAAUUCGCUGAACCAAAACGUCAAGAAACACGUUCCUCAUAAGAUCAUUAAGCACCUGCCAGUAUGACCACAUAAAGACCCUUGGAGCUUGCUUCGCUAUCGUUCUAAAGCUGAGAGAUGUCGAGUGUGUCCUGGAAAGGUGGAGAAUCAAAAGGACAAGAGAAGAAAGAUAAACAUAAAAAACGAAGAGCAGAAGGUCAACCAAGCUGGUAUGAAAAAACUGUUGAUGCAGAUUUCAAGGAGGAAGAAAUACACAUCCCAAAGGAUAAGGUGGGACUAAUUUUAGGAAAAAAAGGUUGGAAAAAAAAGGACAUAAUCACCCGAAGUGGAAUCCAGGACUUAGUCAUCAAAGAAGAUCUUGUUUACGUAAGAGGAACAGAAGAACAGCGCACCCGUGCGAAACAGAUUAUCGAAAAGGUCUUGCGUGGAGAAGAUAGCCCUGACCAAGGGUCGUGGAAAAAGUUGACCUUCAUACCAGAAGAUUGCAUGGCUAAAGUAAUUGGGAAAAACCGCAUGAAUUUGAAUAAAAUAGAAGCAAAAACUAAGGCAACUUUGAAAGUCUUUGAGAGGAAUAGCUUGUAUAUCAAGGGAUCUCCUGAGAGUCAGAAGUUAGCUAUUCGGGCAAUAAAGGACACCGUGAAAACUAGCAAGAAAAAAUUCGUCGCACGAUUUGUCCAUGUGGACACAGCACAUUUGGAAGAAGACCAUGAGUUUAAGCUCUCCAUCGCGCAACCCUCACCAAACACUACGACGUGGCACAAGUGUUUCAAGCUAGAACUACAGGAUGAUCCUCUAAAAGAGGAAACACCCUCUGGUUUUGCGGACACGGAAAGCCUGAAAGAAAAGGUGCUGGGGAUUUUGAAGCAAAUUCACCAAGAAAAGGAGGAGGAGAUGGUCAUAGUAGAUAUUUGGUGUCAUUUUGGUCACGCCUACCUAAUCAAGGUUGAUGAAGAUGAAGAGGAUGACAUUUUCACCCUGGGGGAAAUCAAAGAUAGAAUUGAAUCAACUGAUGACGAUCGUUGGAAGACAUUCUUCGCGGAAGUUGAGACAAUCGAAGUUGAGCAGAUUGAAAAGUCUCUCAACGCAGAGAACAGACAGUCUACAACCCCCACAGUUCACAGCACAACUAGUGAUGACAUACGUUACGAUCUCACCUUCUUCACUCCAUCUGGUUUAGAAGUUCGAGUCAAGGUAUGGCUCAUAGAAAAAGAACCCGGGACCGAAGGCGGGACCUUGGCGUUCCGUCACAGCGCUCCACUUCCUGUCAGAAACUCCUUGACACAAAUCUUACCUGACGAGCAUAGUGGAGAUGCAUCAAACUCACCAAUUUUCCACAUCUGUGAUACAUUUCAUCAGAGAAUGAAACUCGACAUUCUAAUGCCGUCUGUAGGAUUUGAUUGCCGUUUGAAAAUACGAACAUUUCCAAAGUUUCCACAAACAACGACACCACAAGCAGAAGAAGAGCACAAAAUUCUAGAAAACUACCUCAUGGAAAUGAGGAUUGAAGAUGGUCAGCUGAAGUUUCCACCAAUUUCCAAGCUACCAGAUGGGUUUGACCUUUUUUUUCAGCGUCGCAGCCUUCGAAAGAGAUAUGAGUAUGAAGAUGACGGAGACAUGUUCACUUUGACUGUUUGCAAAGACCAGUCAAAAGAAGUGAAUGCCAACCAGACUGAUGCGUACAGUUUCAAUGAAUCAGAAGCGAAGCCGGAUGUUCAUCUCCACUGUGAAGAAUGGGACCAAUUAUUAAAUGAGGGAAACUGGGAACCGGAGCAGAUUACUGCCAAGCUUCCUAAAUUUUUAGAGUUUCUACGGAAAGUUCAGGGAAACCUGUAAUAGCCAGUGACGAGUGAUUCCAGCGAAUAGCGAGCCUCCAAGAACCUCCCUCCUUAAGAUACGUCACAGCAAGAUGCGUCUGUUUGUUACGUAACCUGGUUGUCCUGUGACUAUAUGAGGAAUGUUGAUCACCCACUUCACCACAUUAACUUCUAUAAAAAUUGCAUAUGGACUUCUACCAUGUAUGAUCUGGUCACGUGUCUGUUCCUUAAGAUUAUGAUUUUGUUUUUAGUGCAAACCUACGAUCGAUAAACGCGUUGUGCUAUA
Messenger RNA from Pocillopora verrucosa, 2197 nucleotides. The record is from RefSeq and is a predicted model, not a curated record. Lineage: Eukaryota; Metazoa; Cnidaria; Anthozoa; Scleractinia; Pocilloporidae.